This is a messenger RNA of Psylliodes chrysocephalus, 3056 nucleotides long. The record is from the annotation of a GenBank genome assembly. Lineage: Eukaryota; Metazoa; Arthropoda; Insecta; Coleoptera; Chrysomelidae.
UCUACCUAUUAGAAAAAUUCCGGACGUACAAAAUGUUACCGCGGUUGCAAAUUAUUAGGUUUUUAAUAAUUUUUACCGUUUUUAUUUUUAGAAAAUGUGAGGGGCAAACCACGCAAAAUAUAAAUGUUUUGUUUGUCAAUGAAGAGGGAAAUGAAGUAGCUGAGAAAGCCUUGGACGUAGCACUCACUUACCUCAAGAAGAAUAGCAAGCUAGGAAUAAGCGUCGAUUUGAGAAGGGUCGUGGGAAAUAGAACGGAUUCUAAUUCGUUCCUAGAUUCACUAUGCAGUUCUUACAACCAAAUGAUUCAAAAUCAAAUAUAUCCCCAUUUGGUACUGGACACCACCAUGACUGGACUUGGUUCGGAAACUGUCAAAAGUUUUACAGCCGCCUUGGCUCUGCCCACGAUCAGCGCAUCUUUCGGUCAAGAAGGGGAUUUGAGACAGUGGCGGAACAUCGACGAUAACGAGAAGGAGUAUUUGGUGCAAAUAUGCCCUCCCGCUGACAUCAUACCGGAAAUCGUGAGGUCCAUCGUUCUGAAUCAGAAUAUCACCAACGCUGCUAUUUUAUUUGACAGUUCUUUCGUAAUGGAUCACAAAUACAAAUCUCUCCUUCAAAAUGUGGCCACCAGACAUUUGAUUACUCCCAUAAAAGAUGGUAACGAGGUCGCCGAUCAACUUAGUCAACUUUAUAAGUUGGAUUUGUACAACUAUUUUAUUUUGGCCAGUAUAGGUAACAUUAAGAGGGUCUUGGAUGCAGCAGACGCACUUAGUUACUUCAAUAGGAAAUUUGCUUGGCAUGCUAUCACACAAGAUGAAGGCGAAUUGAAGUGUAUUUGUAAGAAUGCAACAAUUAUGUAUAUUAAACCCUUACCUAAUGCCACUUACCAGGAUCGUUUAGGAACGAUGCAAAGAACAUAUCAGCUGAAUACGGAACCUAUGAUAGCAUCGGCAUUUUACUUUGAUCUAGUUUUGCAUUCUUUCAUCGCUAUAAAGGAACUAAUCGCAGAUGGAGUAUGGAAAAGUGCCGUUACAGAGUAUAUUACUUGUGAUGAUUAUAAUGGAAACAAUGCUCCAAAAAGAAUUGGACUAAACCUCAGAAAAUAUUUUAACAAGGAAAGCUCAGAAAUGUUCACGUACGGUCCAAUUUCUGUGUCGUCGAACGGUCUCAGCUUCAUGGACUUCCAGAUGACCCUGAGUUCGAUUGGUGUGCGAGAAGGAGCUUCUGACAAAUCAAUGACCUUGGGAACGUGGACGUCGGGCUUUGACAGAAAUUUGUCUUUGGUAGAUCCCACAGUUAUGGGCAAUCUGACAGCGGAUGUGGUUUAUAGAGUUGUGGUUGUCGAGCAAAAGCCGUUCAUCUUCAGAGACGAAAACGCUCCCAAAGGUUUCAACGGUUACUGCAUCGACCUCAUCAACAAGAUAGCGGAUUUUUUGAAAUUCGACUACGAACUGGUUGCCGUGGAUCAUUUCGGCACCAUGGACGAGAACGGUAAAUGGAACGGUAUGGUAAAAGAGUUAAUUGACAAGCGUGCAGAUGUAGCGCUCGGUUCAAUGUCUGUCAUGGCGGAGAGGGAAAACGUUAUUGAUUUUACAGUGCCUUAUUACGACUUGGUCGGGAUUACCAUUUUAAUGAAGCUGCCCGAAACUCCGACAAGUUUGUUCAAGUUUUUGACCGUUUUGGAAAACGACGUCUGGUUGUGUAUAUUGGCGGCUUAUUUUUUCACGAGCUUCUUAAUGUGGGUAUUCGACCGCUGGUCACCGUACAGCUACCAAAACAACAGAGAAAAAUACAAAGACGACGAAGAAAAACGCGAGUUCAACCUCAAAGAAUGCCUGUGGUUCUGCAUGACCUCUUUAACUCCGCAAGGAGGAGGCGAAGCACCUAAAAACCUGUCGGGUAGAUUGGUAGCCGCCACGUGGUGGUUGUUCGGGUUCAUUAUUAUCGCUUCGUAUACAGCGAAUUUGGCCGCUUUUCUCACCGUCUCAAGGCUGGACACUCCCAUUGAAUCCCUAGAUGAUCUAUCCAAGCAGUACAAGAUUCAGUACGCUCCGCUCAACGGAUCAGCCGUGCAGACGUAUUUCGAAAGAAUGGCCAAUAUCGAAGCUAGAUUUUAUGAAAUUUGGAAGGACAUGAGCCUCAACGACAGCCUCUCAGAACUGGAACGUUCGAAGCUUGCCGUAUGGGACUACCCGGUUAGCGAUAAGUACACAAAAAUGUGGCAAGCCAUGAAGGAAGCCACCUUACCAAACACUCUAAAUGAAGCCGUUGAGAGGGUCAGAUCUUCCAAGUCGUCGAGCGAAGGUUUUGCUUAUUUAGGCGAUGCCACUGACGUCAAGUAUUUGGAAAUCACCAAUUGCGAUCUGACUUCCGUCGGAGAAGAGUUUUCUAGGAAACCGUACGCGAUAGGCGUUCAGCAAGGAUCGCCGUUGAAGGACCAGUUUAAUACUGCGAUUCUACAACUUCUCAACAGGCGUGAAUUGGAACGGUUGAAAGAAAAAUGGUGGAACAAGAAUCCGGAGAAGAAAAAUUGCGAACAAGUCGAUGACCAAUCUGACGGUAUCAGUAUUCAGAAUAUCGGUGGAGUAUUCAUCGUUAUUUUCGUCGGUAUUGGUUUGGCUUGUAUUACAUUGGCGUUUGAAUAUUGGUGGUACAAAUACAGGAAGGGAAGCAAAGUAUUGGACGUUCAAGAAGCGCCACCGCAGAAGAAGCAGAUAAGCAAUUUUUCAGAUAACUUGCCGUUUACAAAAACAAAAAUUUUGGAUAAACCUUCUGUUAAACCUAAGACACUGUUCCCUAGAUCAAGAUUUUAAUUUGUUCAGUUUUAAAGGUGCUGUUCUGAAAAGAUCACCACUUGAACUCACUCAACUGUUGUUAGAAGUGUUUUCAAUAAAAUUAUCCAGAGUUAACUGGAUGGUAUCGAUGGUAUCGAUUUUGUGAUGAAAAUCCUAUGGAUGCGUAUUGAAUCUUUCAACAUAACCUCACUAUUGUUAGCUGUCUAAAUAACUUUAUUAUUCUAAUGUUUAAACUUUUUUCCUGCAAUGUGUUGAUUUUCACAA